CUAGGGUGACAGUAUGUAAAAAUAAAAAAAAAAAACAAAUAAUAUAAAAAAUAAACUAAAAAUGGUAAAUUUUGGCCAAGAUUUAUGAUGAAAUAUUAUUUAAUUGCAAAAUUUUAUAAGAAACACUUUUUUUCCAAAAUUUUUGGACUUUUUCAUUUAUAUAUCAAAAAAAUAAAAAUCCCAGUGGUGAAUAAAUACCACCAAAAUAAAGCUUUAGCCGUCUCAAAAAAAUGCUAAAACAUUCAUAUGGGUACAGUGUUGCAUGACUGCGCAAUUGUCAUUCAAAGUGUGAUAGCGCUGAAAGCUGAAAAUUGGCCUGGGCAGGAAGGGGGUGAAAAAGUGUCCGGACUUGAAGUGGUUAA
Molecule: messenger RNA, 362 nt
Organism: Staurois parvus
Lineage: Eukaryota; Metazoa; Chordata; Amphibia; Anura; Ranidae
Source: the annotation of a GenBank genome assembly